UGUGAAGCCGAGAGCGAAGACUGACCCGGCUGGUCGCCGCUGCAGGAAGAUGGCGGAGCUGCGCGCGCUUGUAGCUGUCAAGAGAGUCAUCGACUUCGCCGUGAAGGGCCGCACCCCCAGCCUGUGGAAGUUCCCAGGGGUGGAAUCGCAGCUGCAGCUGCCAGCCUACACCAUAGUCACAGCAACACAGGAUCCUUAACCCACUGAGCAAGGCCAGGGAUUGAACCCGCCGUCUCAUGAAGGCUAGUCGGAUUUGUUUCUACCGUGCCACAACAGAAGCUUCCCUAUUCGGUCCUGUUAAUACUGAUCAUUAAUCUCAUCAGGCAGAUCCGAGUGAAGCCCGACAGGACAGGGGUGGUCAUGGAUGGCGUGAAGCACUCCAUGAACCCCUUCUGUGAGAUCGCUGUGGAGGAGGCCGUGCGGCUCAAGGAGAAGAAGCUGGUGAAGGAAGUCAUUGCUGUCAGCUGCGGGCCUGCCCAGUGCCAGGAGACCAUUCGCACCGCUCUGGCCAUGGGUGCAGACCGUGGCAUCCAUGUGGAGGUGCCGGCUGCAGAGGCGCAUCACCUGGGCCCCCUGCAGGUGGCCCGGGUCCUGGCCAAGCUGGCCCAGAAGGAGAAGGUGGACCUGGUGCUGCUGGGAAAGCAGGCCAUUGAUGAUGACUGUAACCAGACAGGCCAGAUGACAGCCGGAUUUCUGGACUGGCCACAGGGCACAUUCGCCUCCCAGGUGACACUAGAAGGGGACAAGGUGAAAGUGGAGCGGGAGAUCGACGGGGGCCUGGAGACCCUGCGCCUGAAGCUGCCUGCCGUGGUGACCGCUGACCUGCGGCUCAACGAGCCCCGCUACGCCACGUUGCCCAACAUCAUGAAAGCCAAGAAGAAGAAGAUUGAGGUGAUCAAGGCUGGAGACCUGGGCGUGGACCUGACCUCCAAACUCUCUGUGGUAAGCGUGGAGGACCCCCCCCAGCGUGUGGCCGGCGUCAAGGUGGAGACCACGGAGGACCUGGUGGCCAAGCUGAGGGAGAUUGGGCGCAUUUGAGCCCCUUCCCUGAAACUCGGCAAUAAAACCAUGACUCUCCUGA
Sus scrofa (pig) is the source of this 1081-nucleotide messenger RNA. It is a transcript of the gene ETFB, whose product is annotated as electron transfer flavoprotein subunit beta. Gene Ontology annotation, cellular component: mitochondrion. Gene Ontology annotation, biological process: amino acid catabolic process; fatty acid beta-oxidation using acyl-CoA dehydrogenase. The record is from RefSeq and is a predicted model, not a curated record. NCBI's taxonomy places the organism in Eukaryota, Metazoa, Chordata, Mammalia, Artiodactyla, Suidae. Gene Ontology annotation, molecular function: electron transfer activity.